CUCUCUCAGAUACAAAAAAAAAAAAGAAAAUCGAUCGAUCAUAGCUCUCGCCAUCAUUCUCGUAUGGAAGAAAAAUGAACACUGCCUCUAUUGAACUGGGUGUAGUUGGAGUUUUUGACGCAGGAUUUCAAACUGAAGCAAACAGAAAAUAUGUCCAUAUUUUAUCUCUAUUUACGCGGCCUUCUCUUAAAUGGCUUCCGAUGAUGAAUUUGGCGCGACUUUCUUAACCCCUUUUUCCCACCACCCCUAUCUUAUUUCGUUUUAUAUUUUACACUUUAUUUCAUAUAUCAUACACCCUUGCUUUUUCCUUGGGGGGGUAAGGAGGUCAGAUAUUUUUUCUAUAUUUUCUCCAUUCUUCCACCGCCGUCGCCUCCACCCUCCCAUCCUUAAUCUUCCCCACCACCAGAAUACCCUUCAUCUCACGACCACCACCCCGUUUCAUUCAGGUGGGAUCUCUCUGACAUUAUUAUUAUUAUUAUAUUCAUUAUUUUCAUUGUUAUCAUUACUAUUAUUAUUAUUACUAUUAUUAUUAUUAUUAUUAUUAUUGCUGUUAUUAUUGUUGUUACCGUUUUAUCCACUUGUUUUUUCGGUGGCGGGGGUACCUGUUUUCCCACCACACAUUUCCACAUCUCUGUCUUUCUCCAUCAAAAGAUACCUCGGCGGCGUCGCAACAGGGAUAAUUUAACAGCAACGACGAUUCACAAGGAAACAUCAACAAGUCCUUUCAAGGGUGUCAUUUUUAUUUUUUCCUACCAUUAAGUAACACCGUCAUAAAUAUCACCACCAUCGUCAUCGUCGUCAUCACAUCAUCACCACCAUCAUCUUCAUCACCAUCAUCACCAUCACCAUCAUCAUCAUCACUAUCCCCGUCUUCAUCAUCAUCUGCCUCUAAAGGAACACGCGCGCGCACACACGUACAUAUAUACACUAUAUAUAUAUAUCAUAUAUAUAUAUAUAUAGAUACAGAUAUAUAAUAUUGAAGAUAUAUAUGUGUAUAUAUGAGGAGUUAUUUACUGUAUAUGAUAACAACAUGCUUUGUCUCCUGUUACUUGGAAAUGUGGAUAUAUUCUUAAAAGAGGAUUGACACAUUUUUACCUUCAUAUAUAUAAUAUAUAUAUGUAAAAUCGUCACUGUUGUAUAUAAUAGAAAAAUUAUAUUUGGAGAAAAAGAUACUAUUAUUACCAAUUGACCACUCUAUCUACCAAUCUAGCAAGCAAGCAAGCAACCAACCAACCAAGCAACUAACCAACCAAUUUCUUCUGCUCUUUGGAUAUAUAUAUAUAAAAAUAUACAUACGUAUAUAUAUAUGCAUACUUAUGUGUGUAUAUGUGUAAAAAAAAUCAUCUUUCUCUUUGCCAAUUCUUAUGAACGGAAUGUCGUAGCAAUUUCACCUUUUGUUGUGUGAUUACACACAUGCACACGCAUACACACACAUCUAUACAUACACAUACACCUACACCUACACACACCUAUACAACAUAUACAUGUACGUGUACGCAUACACACCACGCAUACAUAGACACAAGCAGAAAUACAUUUACAAACAGAUGUAUUUUUCCUACAUAUCCACCAUAUAGCGCACACAACGAUCUCUUGAUUAUAAUACAUACACGCCAGAAAUUACAAUUCGACAACGCACCACCACUUCUUAAGCCACAGCUUCAACAGCAACCACCGCCACCACCACCACCACAACAACAACUACUACAUCAACAGGGACAACAACAAAUUCAUUCACCACCAUCGACAUCUUCAUCAUCAUCAUCAACAUCAUCAACAACAACAACACCACCACCACCGUCCCCACAUGAAUACCAUCCGCUGUUAUUGUUAGAUCUACUACCACCAACACUACCACCGCCACCACCAAUACAGCUUGCACCAUUACCAUCGAAAUCAACACCACUACAAGUACAACAUCAACAACUGCAGCCUAUACAACAAACACCGUCAUUGCAACAACAACAGCAGCAAACACCACAACCACCACCUCCAAUAACAACAACAACAACAAAAAAACUAGUAUCACCAUCAUCACUGCAAGAACAACAGCCACAGCGACCACCAACACCAACACCACCACCACCACCACCGACACCUUCAUCUUCAUCACUACAGCAACAAAACCAUCAAGUACAUCAUCACCAUUAUCAUCAACAUCACCUUCAUCACCAUCAUCAUCAUCAUCAUGACCCACAUGAUUUACAAAGCUUCAGUCGGCCAUGUAUUAUAUCAAAAACACCUGCAUCGCGAACAGUAACUACAUCAUCCCUAACCACAUCAAAUAUAACCACAACCACAACCACAAACACGACCGCAAGCUUUUAUGACCAAAAUAGCAUACAAACAAAACGAAACGAAACCAAUAAGAUAGCCCACUUAUUAUCAAUACCCAUAGCUAAGACAAAGGAAACUGCAGCAACGUAGCUUCUUCCCCCAACAUGGAUGGAAAUUUGUCUGGUUAAAUUCUGAGUGUAAUAAUAAAAAAUAAUAAAGCGGGGGAUUUCACUGUCAGCAUGUAGCCAUUAUCAAAAAUGUUUUCUCGGGGGGCGGUUGGUGUUACACUUGUCGGCCAUGAUGCAUAGCUAGAGACACCAUUGAGAUGGAUUCAAGGAAAACAUUAAUACACGCACAUAUAGGUCGAUAUAAAUAUAAAUAUCUAUAUAUACACACGUAUACACGGACAUCGUUGCACACCAAACACAAAUACAAAAACAAAAUACACUUAUACGAUGAAAGACAUAUAGAUAUACGAACAACACCACAAUCUCUUCCUCAUUUAGAAAUACACACGUAGAAAAAAAAAACACAUUAAGACACAUACAUAACAUUAAUUUGAAAUCUGAUUCUAA
Molecule: messenger RNA, 2852 nt
Organism: Octopus sinensis (East Asian common octopus)
Lineage: Eukaryota; Metazoa; Mollusca; Cephalopoda; Octopoda; Octopodidae
Product: bromodomain-containing protein 4B-like
Exons: 2
Coding region: 1414-2427 (337 amino acids)
Source: RefSeq, a predicted model, not a curated record